AUGGGCGACAACCAGAAGAAUGCUUCGGCUAACACGCCGAAUGAGGAGCGACAGGAACACAUCAGUAUCAUCCCUGUAAGUCAAGAAGUGGUCAUUGAUAAGUGUGUAGCUGACAAUUGCUGUGAUGGCAAAGUUCAUUGCCCUUUCUGUGAUACUGACCACUUUAAGCCGACUAAGCCUACAAGAGUUAGAGAUCACCUGGAAUUAUUACACAUGUCUUAUGCUGUUCAGGCAGAGGAUUUGAUUAUAGUAAAAUGUUUUUGGAACUGUGGCCAAACAGCUGGCCAUUAUCAUUGCCCCUAUUGUCCAUCUAAGCUGCUUAAAAGAUAUGCCUUCACCUUGCAUCUAUACACUCACAUGCACAAGCUGGGGAAAGAUAAAAGCUGCAUUGUCGUUCCUGAUCCAAAAAAUCCAACCACAAUCAAAGGACUUGGCCCAGAGAUUCAUCUGUGUAAAAAAGAGGAAUGUUACAAGGAGGUAAAUUCUAAUAAUGGAAAUACUGUUGAAGCAAAUGGCAAUAGUGGUAAAACCACUGAAGUUGAUCCUAACCAGACCCUCUCUCCAUCCACACUCAAUCCUGAAGAUUUAGCUUCUUCCUCUACCACCACCUCCACCACCACCACCACCACCACAAAUGAGAAUAACACAAUCACUGACACUGGUCCUCAUUACCACUGCCCACUUUGUAACUUAAUUUGCAAACGAAGAAGUCCUCUCAUCAACCAUUUAUGGAGGUGUAUGGAGCGGCCACGUACUUCUCAAUCAGCAGUUGAUGAAAAUUGGAAAAAAGCAAUUAACCCAGAUUUGAAUGAAGCUACCAAAGUUCCACAUCCUCGUGAUGUCAAAGAAAUAAAGUAUCACAUCUCAAUUGUACGCACAUUGAAUGAUCUUCCAAUGACCAAAUGCUACUCACCUGACUGUGAUUGUGGACACAAAUAUCAUUGCCCUCUUUGUGUAGAAGACAGAUUCAAACCCAAUUAUUUGUGCCAUCUCCAGCUUCAUUAUUAUGCACAUUGGAAACGAAGAGUUACAUACAAAGAUUAUUCUGUAUUACUGUGUAAUAAUUGGUGUGAAUUGAAGGCCGGGUGCCACAAGGUCCGCUAUCACUUUCACUGUCCGAUAUGUGGGGCCACACGUCGACGGCAAGAAGUGGAUGAAAUUAUUGAAUUACCAUCUCAACCUCAAACUGAAAUGCCUCAGUUCACUAAAGAAGAAUUGUAUGAUCAAGUGAGUGCCAGACUGUCAUUCAAGUGUGUUGAUGCCUUCCGAGAGAAAGGCAAUGUGGAUGAGAUAUUUUCUAGCAUUGCAUUGCGUACUGGUGCUGAGUGGAGUUGUGCCCCUGCUACUAUUGACAGCAUGUCAGUCCAUGAGUUUGUGGGAGAUUUGCAAGUGUUGGCCUCAACCAGAGAUUUACUCUUCAAGACUCUGGUUGGAGAAGUGCCCGAUGAUCAAGUCCAAAGUGAAUUGGCAGAAAAACAAGCAAAUCCACGAUUAAUAGAGUCAUCUAAGAAUCUGAAGACUCAAGUCAUGGAUGCUAGUGUCCAGGUAGAAGAUAGUAGUUUCCCUACUUUGGUUUUACAACCAUCAGUAAGGAAUACAAAUGCACAACUCAAAUCAGCUGCUUUAAAUGGAAAAUCUGGAAAACUACCAUUUUCUGUUGCUGGUAUGAAUCCAGCAUUGGUAACUCCAGUGCCAAGGAAGCGAGGUCGGCCAAGGAAAAUACCUCUGCCUUUAGAAGUUGUUAAUAGUGCUAAUUCAGUGAAUGGUGCCAAAGAACAAAAUGUGAUAAAUGCUGAGGAGUCACCAUCUAAAUUCUCUGAUUUUCCCUCCACAAUGAAUCUUGGAGCCAACUCAGAAAUUAUCCACACUCCCAGGAAACGAGGGAGACCCAGAAAGAUAUUUAUAAACAAACCUGUUGUCAAAGAAAUAUUGACUGAUAACUUAACAGUUAAGACUAAUCAAGUAAGGAUUGGAAUUGCAGGUGCAAAUAAGUCAAAGAAGGAACAAAGUUUGGUUCAAAAACCUGAGAAAAGAAAACGUGGAAGGCCACGCAAGGAUAAGAGUCUUCAGGUUCCUCUUCAAAGUGUAGUCAAUCAAGAGGAAAAACAAUGUGUAGAUGUUUCAGCCCUAACUCCUGUCUCUGACCCUAUUUCUCUAGAUGGUUCCUCUACACCCAAACGUUAUUCUACACGAGGCAAGAAGAUUGAUCUUUCUUUCCUCACUGGUAAAAACAAAAAAGACGAGGCUGAUAAGCUUGAAGCUGAAGAUGGAUUAGUUUGUUUGAAGAAGACUAAAAUAGAAUCAUCUCCUCCAGUUCUCUUGCAGAACUCCACAGUCAAUGUAAAGAGAAAUCUGUUUGAGAAAGAUGAUGACUUACAUCAGUCAGAAGCUGAUGAAGAUAAUGAUAUUGUCAUUUCAGGAACUGAUGGAAAUUCUUCAUCAAAAGGCCAGUUGAAAAAGAACAGAUCUCGAGUUUUGCAGCCAUUGGUCAUGUCAGAUGUAGCUUUACUUCCAACAAUUCGUGUAGACAUCAUCCAAAGAAGAGGACAGAAAAAAAUGACAAGCAUUAAAAAUAAAGGAAAUGCGACUGUUGUAAAGAGCACUGCUUCAUCUACUGCUCAGGCACCUGAAAAAGACUUGCUCACGUCUAGUGGAGAAACUAGUUCCUCCUUGAAUGAGGGUACUGCAACAAAAGAAGGAAGUGAUUUGAAAUUGUUAUCUGCAGUAGAAGCAGAAGGACUCCGCUGCCACCUUUGUAAAAUCAAAGGUGAAAAGUUUGAUGAAAUCACAGACCACCUUAAAGUAGUGCAUGGAAUUGAGAAACCUCUGAGAUGUGAUGUUUGUGAACGGACAUUUGAAAAGCUCUUUGACUUGCGCAGUCAUGUAAAUCGCAAGCAUGGACCUUUCCCCCAAAUGGACACUGUAACCUGUUUCAAAUGUGCCACACUGAAACACCACCAGCCUCGUUGUCGUGGUAACACCAGCUGGCAGCAGAACAAAACCUUAGCCAAUGAAGGCCUAACCCUGAUGGUUGAUGAACUUGCUCUUGAGCAGCAGCCACAGCAACAGCAGCAAGAACAACAAGAGACACCAGAUACAGUAGAGAUUCCUGUGGAAGAUCAAAGUGAUAUUGUAAUUGAUAUGUCUGGCUUAUCUGGUAUGCCUGAAGGCAGCAUCCUACAGGCUGCAGCACAAGCUGCACAAUUAAUGGAAAUUCCUGAGGUGUUCAUGUGCAGUGAGUGCAAUGCUGUAUUCAGUUCACUGGCAAAUGCAGAAGAACAUGUCACCUCAUUUCAUACAGAUGUUGUUGCUGUUGCAUCAACUGGAGUGGUAGAUGGAGCUUCAACUGAAGUUAAAGUGAUGGAAGAACCUGCAAGUUCAGAUUACAUUGAUGCAGCUAUGACAGCUGAAAGUGGAUCUACUUGA
Acanthosepion pharaonis is the source of this 3426-nucleotide messenger RNA. NCBI's taxonomy places the organism in Eukaryota, Metazoa, Mollusca, Cephalopoda, Sepiida, Sepiidae. The record is from the annotation of a GenBank genome assembly.